This is a messenger RNA of Dinoponera quadriceps, 4367 nucleotides long. It is a transcript of the gene Cap-D2, whose product is annotated as condensin complex subunit 1. NCBI's taxonomy places the organism in Eukaryota, Metazoa, Arthropoda, Insecta, Hymenoptera, Formicidae. Gene Ontology annotation, cellular component: condensed chromosome, centromeric region; nucleus. The coding region runs from base 65 to 4354 and encodes 1429 amino acids. The transcript is spliced from 21 exons. Gene Ontology annotation, biological process: mitotic cell cycle; mitotic chromosome condensation; meiotic chromosome condensation. The record is from RefSeq and is a predicted model, not a curated record. Gene Ontology annotation, molecular function: histone binding.
AUUCUACAUCCAAAACACGAUUGUGGAGUUGGUUAUAAACGUACGUAAUCCAGUGUACGUGAAAAUGGUGAACUUUGUGAUACCUUUGAUGAAAGAUGAGCUUUUGACAUCUCAUGCCGACCAAUAUUUUGUCAAGGAGGUCAUCCCUCCACGAAUGUUAUCACAGUUUCUCGACGGUACACGCGCAGCAUUGCAGGAAAAAGGUCCAUAUUUUAUUCUGGACCACUUUGACACAUUCUUCUCCGUCGUCAUUCAUGGCAAUAAAAUAGAGCUUGAAGUCUGCAUACGUUCUUUUAACAGAAUUCACAAGGCUUUGGAAAUAGUUGUGGAUAACCUGGAGCAAAUAUUUGAUCAUGGAAAUGACAUUGAUGAGGAAGAGAGAGAAACAUAUUUGUGCAUCAACAAAAUGCUGGCAUAUUUAUUCUCAUGGUUUGUCUGUCACAUAAAUGACCAAAUUACGCAAGAUUCCAGCGAGAGUAAUACUGGAAAGAAAAAGAAAACUGCUAUGACAAGUUUCGAGGAAGAAUGGGAACAAAGUAGACCAAAAGCUCUGGAACUUCUGUAUCGAUGGCUGCAAGUACCAUUGUGCAAGAUGUGGCGACCGCCAAUUGUUGAAAAUUUAUUUGUCACGACUUUGGCACAGGUAUGUUACAAGAUAUUAGAAAAGACCAGGGACGCGAAGCAAAAGCACAUCAGACAAACUAUAUUUGAGAUUCUGGGGACUUUAAUAAAGAAAUACAAUCACGGGAUAACAUGCGUUGUAAGGAUUAUUCAGCUGGUGAAGUUAUACGACUCAAUGGCGAUUCCCAUAGCAACCGGUGUGGUUCACAUGACCAUGAAUUGCGGUUGCAAUGGUCUGAUCAAGGAGGUGAUGAAUGAAAUCGGACAGAACGGCGUGGGCGAAGCGGACAACCGCAACAUAUCCAUGUUUCUCGAGCACAUUGCGACCUCGCAACCUAAUCUCAUAAUCCCCAUCCUCGACGAAAUUACGGACUACCUGUCGAAUGACUUCUACAGCAUGAGGAAUUGCGUGAUCGUCGUCCUGGGUGCUGUCGUGCAGAAAGCGUUGACCAGCGAAGAUCUCACGGACGAGCAGAAGGAGAAGCGCGACGAUUGCCUGAACAGCUUAGAGGAGCACAUUUUAGAUUGUCACGCCUACGUGAGGUCGAAGGUGCUGCAGACCUGGCAGCGUUUGUGCUGCGAAGGCGCGGUGCCGUUGGCGAGGUACGAAAGUCUUCUGGCUGCAACCGCGUUACGACUGGAGGACAAGAGCGCGAACGUUCGCCGGCAGGCUCUGCAUUUGCUGCGCACCCUGCUGCAGAGCAAUCCCUUCGCCGGCAAGUUAGACUGUAUCGAGCUUUCUGUUUCGUUGGCGAAAGAGCAAGCGAAACUGCAGGAACUAAAAGCUCAAGUCGCGAGCACCAGUAAGCGCGGUCACGCGCAAAGAUUUGAACUCUGGACUACUUUAUUGCCGGACAUAAGAGCUGCGAUAGAAAAAGUUUUAAAGGAUGACCAAGUGAAGCAUGUAAAUGACAAUGCAGACAUCGUGCAAGACGAAAAUAUCGACCCGGAUCACGUAUUUGAACACGUAAGACAGCUGCUGUUAAGCCGAAAAGUCACCGAGGCGGUGACGUAUCUGUGGAGGAUCUGUAUGAAAUUGGAGAAAGCGCCGAACAUGGAGAAUCUUCCUAUCGAAGCGAAAGAGGAAUGCCUGUUCGCUUUCUUGCUGAAGAUCUUCAUUGAAUCGGAAGACAAUAAGUCGACGGGCAACGAAGAGAACGCGAACGACGCGAAGAAGUCGGAGAAGGAUGAGACGAUCAAGCAGGAAAUAGUCAACAGGAAGCGCAUAGUCAACUAUCUGAAGAAUUGUCUCGUGUUCGCCACUGAACUGCAGAAAGCGAUACCGAUAGCGAAGAAGCUGCUGUUCUCCACGUGCGCCGGUGACGCUGUGGAGUCGUGCACGUUUCUGGGUACGGCCUUCCAGUUCGGGGUGGCCGGAGCGGAUAGCUGCGUGCGCAACGCACUGUUCCAAGUGUUCCACCGCGAUCAGUCGGUGCGCAACAACAUCACCGUGGUGUACAAAGAGAUCUACCUGGAUACCGACGAGAACGACAAGCGGUCGGAACGACAGAUAGCCGUUGCCCGUGCAAAUCGUCUCAUCGACUUGUUGAAGGAACUGCAGCCCGGACAGAGUCCGGCUUUCGCUCAGCUCGUUGCUACGUGGUACGAGGGCGGUGAGCUGGACAACGAGUUGCUGCAGGUAUUGUGGGAGAAAUUUUCCAUGAAGUAUCCGGGUACGUCGCCGAUAGACAGCAGAGCUGCGCUGAUGAUGAUAACGAUGGUAGCUCAAGCGGAAACCAACAUAGCUAUCGACAAUUUAGAUGUAUUAGUGAAGAUAGGACUGGGUGCGCGCGCGAAGGAGGACCUCCUCUUAGCGCGGGACACUUGCAGAAUGUUGCUGAAGAUCAAGCAAGCCAGUAAAGAUAUCGAUAAGGCAGUGUUGAGGUACUCUAACGACCACGACAUGUUCCGGGAGAUUUUGACACUGUUAACGGACAACUUCACCAGCACCAAUGAGAAGGCUUACAUCUCUUUCGCGACGGAUGCGAUCAACGCCAUAUAUCACUUAGCGAAUCAGCCGAACGAGUUGAUAAAGAAAUUAUUGCUAGACAUCAGCAAGAAGGGCCAGAUCACCGAGGAGGAAACGGCUCAGAAGAUCGAAGUGUCGUACACAGUGCUUUCACAACUGCUGUACAUCAUCGGACACGUUGCCAUCAGGGAGAUGGUGUACUUGGACACGUUCGUCUACAAAGAGCUAAAGCGUAGGAACGCGGUGCGAGAGAUGCAGGGCAAGGGCAAGAAGAAGACGAAAGCGAAAGGCAGCAUGGUGACCCCGUCGCCGUUCAACAAAAGCAACAGGUCCGUACUUUCCUCCAGGAGCCGAGAUGUGAACCAGAGCGUCGCACAGGAUGACAAUAUCAGCACAGGAAGUGAAGCUCUGGCAGGAGCUCUGGACGACGCCGAGGCGGAGUUCGUGCAUAACGCGCUCGAGAACGAGAUUCUCAUCGGGGACGGCUUGCUCGCGAGAUUCGUUCCGCUGGUGUUGGAGGUUUGCAAAUAUCCUGAGAAGUACAACAACGAGAAUCUGCAAGCCGCGGGCUCGCUUGCACUCAGCAAGAUGAUGACGGUGAGUUCGGAGUUUUGCGAACAGACCCUGCAGCUGCUGGUGACCAUAUUGGAACGAUCGCCGUAUUCCGGUAUACGAUCGAACAUGCUGAUCGGAUUGAGCGAUCUCGCCAUGAGAUUCCCCAAUCAAGUGGAGCCGUGGUCGAAGCACAUCUACGGCAGGCUCCGAGACACCGACAUGAGCGUGCGUAGAACUUGCGUCCGUAUGCUGUCGAAUCUCAUAAUGAGGGAGAUGAUACGCGUGAAGGGACAAGUUUCGGAACUGGCGCUGUGCAUCAUGGACGAAGACGAACAGAUACGACAGGAGACGAAAGAAUUCUUCAAUCAACUCGCCCUGAAGGGCAACGCUCUUUAUAACGUGGUACCUGACAUAUUGUCGCGAUUGGCGGAUCCCAAGUUGAAUCUCGAGGAGAAACAGUUCCAAGAAACCAUCAGAUACAUUCUCGGUCUCCUGCAAAAAGAGAAGCACGUCGACACUAUAAUCGAGAAGGUCUGCGCCCGGUUCAAAUUGGCCAUCACAGAGAGACAAUGGCGCGAUCUCUCCUACUGCCUCUCACUCCUGCAAUUCAGCGGAAAGAGUAUACGUCGUCUCAUCGAAAAUCUGCCGCUGUUGAAAGACAAGAUUCACUAUAAGCCGGUGUUAACGGCGCUACAAAGUAUUGUUGAGCAAGCGAAGAAGCGAACGGACGCGAAGGCCGUCGGUAUAGAGCUGGAGGAAAAGGUGCAAGAGCUCUUGGAGGGCGACACGAACUCGGAGAUGACGGACGAACGUCUGAUGCCACCCCCGCCCAACACGCCGAAGAUCAGGAAGAGUAUACGGCAAACUAAACGCAAAAGCACGAGUGACGAUGAAGACAGCUCCGACGGCGAAGAGGAUGCGGCGGACAGUGCGGCUGCUGCAAAUUCGAAAACUAGCAAAGAAACGCCAACGAGCAGGAGAAAGACGCCCCGUACAAAAUCACCAGCGAAGGAUGAUGAAGAUAACGAUGACGACGUUUUUUCAGAUACGCCUGUAACGCGCGACAAAAGGAUGCGUUUACGGAAAACAAGCACAUCAGUCAGCGAUAGCAACGGCGUGACGCCACGCCCGAAGCGAAACAAAACCAAUAAAACGCCGCGGAAGCCUUCGGUCAGGACCUCGACUCGACUUUCUAAAGAACGUAAAUAACAUUCAUUUCUAC